AUGGAGGGAGAAGGGGAUAGCCAUAGGAGGAGUAUUCAUCAAAGACCUACUACUCCGGACGAGCAGAAUUCAAAUCUCCUUCGAGAGAUGAGGAAGGAGAUGGACGAAUUGAGGAAUGCUAUUAAGGGAAAGAUAGACAGAAGUGUAGACAAAAUGGUAAGGGCCAUAGAUUCACCUUUCACUACAGUAGUCCUUGAAUGCCCCGUGCCGUCAAAGUUUCAUUUACCUCAACUUGAGCCGUUUGGCGAGCUCAAAGACCCUCAGGAUCACCUUAAUACCUUCAAAAAGACGCUGGGCUUUCAACAACCGCCCGACGAGAUACUGUGUCAUUCCUUUCCCGCCACUCUCAAAGGGGCUGCAAGAGAAUGUUUCACAAAGUUGCCCACAUUGUCCAUCGACAACUUCAAGCAGUUAAGCAGCGCUUUUUUCGAGACCCUCGAGGUAGACGAAGCUGAUGACAAAGUACAGCUGACGACCUUCAAAGCAGGGCUGAGAUCCAGAGAUCUCGUGGCUUUACUCGCGAAGAAUCCUCCAAAGACAAUGGCAGAAAUGCUCUUAAAAGCACAAAAGUACAUGACUGUCGAAGACACUUUAGCAACCAUAAAGGACGUAGAGAAGCCAGGAGACAAAGGAAGAAGGGAUGACAAGCAUAGAGGUCAAAAGAGGGAACGCCCAGAUCGUCGAAAUAAUGACGGGAACAAAAGAAAAGAUGAUAAAGGUCCCCGAAUAGUAAGAUUUACUCAUCUGGUUAUGCCUGUUGACAAAAUUUUGACGCAGAUUAAGGACGAGCACUAUCUCAAAUGGCCGAGGCCAUUACACUCAUUCCCUAACGUCCGUGAUAAGAACAAGUACUACUGA
Molecule: messenger RNA, 858 nt
Organism: Quercus lobata
Lineage: Eukaryota; Viridiplantae; Streptophyta; Magnoliopsida; Fagales; Fagaceae
Exons: 2
Coding region: 1-858 (285 amino acids)
Source: RefSeq, a predicted model, not a curated record